Molecule: messenger RNA, 1130 nt
Organism: Oncorhynchus kisutch (coho salmon)
Lineage: Eukaryota; Metazoa; Chordata; Actinopteri; Salmoniformes; Salmonidae
Product: tumor necrosis factor alpha-induced protein 8-like protein 3
Exons: 2
Coding region: 118-726 (202 amino acids)
Biological process (GO): regulation of apoptotic process
Cellular component (GO): cytoplasm
Source: RefSeq, a predicted model, not a curated record
AGAGAGCAAGGGAGACAGAGAGAGAGAGAGAGAGAGAGAGAGAGAGAGAGAGAGAGAGAGAGAGAGAGAGAGAGAGAGAGAAUAAGAGGUUCUCUGUUCAGAGUUUAGGAGGAGAAAAUGGAUUCCGACUCGGGGGAGCAGAGUGAGGGGGAUCUCUCUCCAGGCCAGGAGUGUUUCAACUCUCGCUCCCUGGCCCUCCAGGCACAGAAGAAGAUCCUAUCCAAGAUGGCGACCGUGGCGGUGGCCAACCUCCUGACAGACGACGUCAGCAGUGAGAUCCUGGACGAGCUGUACAAGGUCAGCCGGGAGUUCACCAAGAGUAAGAAGGAGGCCCACAAGAUCGUCAAAGACGUCAUCAAGAUCGCCCUGAAGAUCGGUAUCCUGUACCGCAACCACCAGUUCAGCCCAGACGAACUGGACACGGUCGAACGCUUCAAGAAGAAGAUGAACCAGGCAGCCAUGACGGCGGUCAGCUUCUACGAGGUGGACUACACGUUCGACCACCGCAUUCUGUCAGAGUUGCUGCUGGAAUGCCGGGAUCUUCUGCAUGCGCUGGUGGAGCAGCACCUGACCCUGCGGUCGCACACUCGCAUCGACCACGUGUUCAACCACUUUGCCCAUGGGGAGUUCCUGGCCGAACUGUACGGAGACGGAGAGGAUUACAGACUGUACCUGAGGAAGAUCUGCAACGGGAUCAACAAACUGCUGGACGAGGGAACGCUUUAACCUCUGACCCCUGAUCUCUCACCUCUCACCUGACAUUUGACCUUGCUCCUCCCUUCCUAUUACUCAAUCUCCAUGGUUGUGGCUCAAUAAUCCCCCUUUCUCCUGAAGUGUGCACUUGUUCACUUCCCUUCAUGGAUUUGAAAGGAAAUUAUUGGUAUAUGGAACUUCCUUGUAGCCCAUGCCUACACUAAUCUAAUAUUUUUACAUUUGUGGGGAUUAGCAGAUGAGUGCACACUUCAGGAAGAAGGAGAGAUUAUUGGGACACACUCCUCCUCUUCCUCUGGUCUCUCCACAGAUCUGCUUUCCCUCCUCUCAUUCCUUCUCUCUUUAAAAACCCUGAUCUGUUCUGUUCUACCUUUUUCCUCCUGUUCUCCCACUUCCUCCUCUCUUUUCUCUCCUCCUCU